GUUACAACAGAUGCAUGCCCAGCAGGCAUGGGUGCACCAAUUGGACAAGGCAAAAAGUGGCAAACUUGCCACCCCACCACAUUCAUGUCCGAGAAGUUCACCAACACACAACAUAGGUACUUUGCAUACAAACUGGAGGCACUCAUGAUGACUGUUAGAGAGCAGCGGUUGCAGAUGAUCCCAGAGAGGAAUUGGAGACUUAGCAAGGAGGGACCUUGGCCUCAGCAACUCAAGGGGAGCGCUGUUCCAAGCUUCAUAGACCCCCUAGGCACUUUCACUGCUUGUAUUCUAUACUUUGCACUUCUCCCUCACCCUAAUUUGGACUACUGCUUCUGUCAUAUCCGUCCAUGGCCAUCACCCUCCACUACCUCUGGUCCUUCUGGAUUACCUCCACUCCUUCGUCACUAA
Messenger RNA from Cantharellus anzutake, 408 nucleotides. RefSeq lists its product as uncharacterized. NCBI's taxonomy places the organism in Eukaryota, Fungi, Basidiomycota, Agaricomycetes, Cantharellales, Hydnaceae. The annotation marks the transcript as partial. The transcript has a single exon. The record is from RefSeq and is a predicted model, not a curated record.